AUGUCACGCGUGUCGGCAGGCUUCGCAGACUUCUUUCCCACUGCUCCCUCAGUCCUCCAGAAGAAGCGCUCCUCCAAGGCUGCCCAGGACCGACCAAAGGGCAAGCUUAAGCACGAUGAUGGUUCCCGGUCUGCCCAUCCACCAUCGUCCUCCGCUAUUGCCGCCACUGCAGAACCAGCAGCAAUAGGAGCGGCGGAGGAUGGUGGGGCCUCAGGCAUCAAUACCACUAACCACGAUGACCCUCCAAUCCAAAGCAGUGACAAUAUUCUAGUCGAUGAAUCUGUCCCCGUGACUCAUGGGGAUGAAAAUGUUACUCCUGGAGAUACGAACGGGGUGGCCUCAGCCGGUUCGACUAGCACCGGUUCCUCUUUGUUCAGCUCAGCCUCUCUCCCUCAACCUGGGGCCGCGAUUUCAAACGGAAUAACUCACCCUCAUGCCCUCACCCCUCUAACCAACACAGAUUCGUCACCUCCGUGUAAACCUGGCAGCCCGUCAACUGGUCUGAAAUCAAUUGCUGUGGGCAGCGAAUCCGUCCUCCCAAGUCGCCUGGUUGAUGAUGUCAAAGCCACAAUCACUCCUCUCCAGACUCCCCCGACUCCCCAAAGUCAAGCCAGACCUGCUGGAAAUGCCCCCAAGGGUUGCAAACUGACCUAUGACCCCGAUUUGGAAAAGAAACCGGCCACCAGAGAGAAGCGGCGAAAACCGCAGUAUGAAGUCUUUGGCACCACAGAAGAUGAGCCACCACCUCCAGACCCGCGCCUUGCGAUUGCCAAUUACACUCGUGGUGCAGGGUGCAAGCAAAAAACCAAAUAUCGACCAGCUCCAUACAUUCUUCGUCCGUGGCCGUAUGAUCCCGCCACUUCUGUCGGUCCCGGUCCUCCAACUCAAAUUGUGGUGACCGGCUAUGACCCUUUGACUACUCUAGCACCGAUCAGCGCCCUCUUUUCCAGCUUUGGAGAUAUCGCAGAGAUCAAAAACAGGACGGAUCCUAACACAGGUCGGUUUCUGGGUGUCUGCUCGAUAAGAUACAAGGAUUCGAGAAUGUUUCGCGGUGGCGGCCCUCUACUCGCGGCGCAAGCUGCCCGAAGAGCGUAUCUCGAAUGUAAAAAGGAACAGCGUAUUGGAACGCGCCGGAUACAGGUCAGCCUCGAUCGUGAUGGCGUCGUUAGCGACAGGCUCGUUGCGAAGAUCAUCGGAUCUCAGAAACAGGAUACCACGCCGCUAAUAUUGGAAGAGAAACCCAAACCACCUGAAACCGAUAACCUUCCUCCGCCCACAGCACCCAAGGGUCCCUCUCGAAAACCUAACUUGCCUAUACCCGAAGGCCCACGAGCUGCACUGAAGCCCCCUGCCCCCUCCGUGAUCGAAGAGACCCCCAUCCUAGACCAGAUCAAACGUGAGCCUUACAUAUUUAUCGCACACUGCUACGUUCCUGUGCUUCGUACUACAAUUCCUCACCUGGAAAGGCGGUUAAAACUUUUCAAUUGGAAGUCUGUUCGAUGCGACAAAACCGGAUACUACAUAAUUUUUGAAAACUCCCGGAGGGGUGAGGAGGAGACGGAACGAUGCUACAAAAUGUGUCAUAUGACCGCUUUGUUUACAUAUGUGAUGAACAUGGAGAGCCAGCCGUAUGGUAAUCCUAAUUACGUCCGCAGUCCAAGUCCUGAGCGACUCAAGGCAGAGCAAAAGGAAAAGGCAGAGAAGGAUCGGCUGAAAAGAGAGGAUGAAUUGGAUAUUGAGGAGGAGAAAAAGCUACGCGCUGCUGAUCUCGAUCCAGCUCGAGAGGUGCUUCGUGUUCUUGUUUCAGAGCUGAGAGACAAACUGCUGGAAGAUGUCAAGUCCCGAAUAGCUGCUCCUGCGCUCUACGACUACCUCGAACCCGAUCGCCAUGCCGCUAGGAGACAGAAAUUAGGAAUUCCCGAACCCGAUAGUAAUAAGCGGCCCGCUUUUCGAAUUGGCACUUCCGAUGAGAUCAUUGCUGGAACCCCAAAUUCACGCGAGGUGCCUUUGGCUAAGAGCCGGGCGCCGUUUGGUCUUACGAGUAUUCUCUCCCUCCCUCGUAUCCGCAAGACACAAGGUUUGGAAAAUGCCAACGACGCUUUCAUGGAUGAACGGCGAAGGCGUCCCCCAAGACGAAGGGAGUUCAGACCUCUUUACCAUCGCCUGCAGCAGCUUCAUGAAGAUGAGGACUCGGAUGACGAACGGAGAACGACGUUUACUCGGGACACGGACGAGCAAGAGAGUCGAUCACUCAGCCGCAUGAGUAUGGCUUCGUCUGAUUCGGAGAAUGAGGAUGAGUUUGGUGCUACUGUGGAAGAUCGGGGGCUCUUUGGUGAUGAACCUAUGGGCACUGGUGAUAUGCUGGAAAUUGAUCUCAAGACUAUCAAGGAUGCAACUGUCGACGAACUCGAGCGUAGUAUGUUGGAUCUCUCACCUGUCUCGAAGAAAAGAAAGAGGAUUUCUGAAGAGCUUGAGGCUCGUAAGAGGCAAAAGGAAGAUGAUGAGCUGUUCGGCCUUAUCGAUUCGAAGCCUGGCGAGCAGACUAAGCCCGGAGUUGAUGAGCUGGAGGGAGUUGCAGUCAUCGAACCAGUCACUCAGGUCAAGGCCAAGAAGCCCAAAGCGAAGAAGAAGUCCAAGAAACAAAUCUUCGAGGAGCGGGAGGCAUUGAAAUUAAAACAACUGGAUAGUGCUGAAGAAGUUCCUCCCAAAGAUGAGAUACUAGUUGAAACUUCACCGGUGGAGGAAGAAAAAGCGAUUGAAGAUGUCAUUCCGAAAUUCGUUGAAGAGGCAAGGCCCGAAGUUGAGUGGGGUGUUUCUAGAGACGUUCCUAGACCAACUGUCGAGGACGAUGAAACUAUCAUCCUGGAUCUUGACGGGUGGCAGAAUCUUAUUAAAGACGACGAGGAUAUCCGCUUCCUCCGCGAAGCCUUGGAGGACCAACAACCGUCGAACCUCGGAAACGUAUCCUCCUGGGCCUGGAGACAAAAAGAAAUCAAAGCUAUCAAUCGUGGAGGUGAAACAGGACCCGUCUAUUCCGAAACCAAGAUCGAAGGUUAUUACGUCAACAACUCGACAGGAUCCGCUCGCACAGAAGGAAGAAAACGCAUCCUCGAAUCUGAAAAAUCGAAAUACCUCCCUCACCGCAUUAAAGUACAAAAGGCCCGUGAGGAACGUGAGGCACUGGCGAAAGUGGACCCGCAAGCCGCCGCCGCAGAAGCCGCCAGACUCGCCGCCGCAAAGACAAUAUCCAAAUCCACUUCCCGCUCGACCCGCGUGAAUAACCGCCGUCUUAUCGCCGACAUCAAUGCACAGAAACAAGCCCUGCCCAUGCAGAGCGGUGAGAGCGACGUGCUCCGCUUCAACCAGCUCAAGAAACGCAAGAAACCCGUGCGCUUUGCUCGUUCCGCUAUACACAACUGGGGUCUGUAUGCUGAAGAGAACAUCUCUGCCAACGACAUGAUAAUCGAGUAUGUUGGUGAGAAGGUACGACAGCAGGUUGCCGAUAUGCGUGAGCGGAGAUACCUCAAGAGCGGUAUCGGAAGCAGCUAUCUGUUCCGCAUUGAUGAGAAUACGGUCAUUGAUGCGACGAAGCGGGGUGGGAUUGCGAGGUUUAUUAAUCAUAGCUGUACGCCUAAUUGUACGGCGAAGAUUAUUAAGGUGGAUGGCAGUAAGAGGAUUGUUAUUUAUGCAUUGAGGGAUAUUGAGCGAGAUGAAGAACUGACAUACGAUUAUAAAUUCGAACGAGAAUGGGAUAGUGAUGAUAGAAUCCCCUGUCUCUGUGGUUCAACAGGAUGUAAAGGCUUCCUUAAUUAA
Molecule: messenger RNA, 3813 nt
Organism: Paracoccidioides brasiliensis Pb18
Product: histone methyltransferase SET1
Exons: 2
Coding region: 1-3813 (1270 amino acids)
Cellular component (GO): Set1C/COMPASS complex
Molecular function (GO): protein binding; histone H3K4 methyltransferase activity; RNA binding
Source: RefSeq, a predicted model, not a curated record